This is a messenger RNA of Durio zibethinus, 1376 nucleotides long. RefSeq names its product TATA-box-binding protein-like. The record is from RefSeq and is a predicted model, not a curated record. Lineage: Eukaryota; Viridiplantae; Streptophyta; Magnoliopsida; Malvales; Malvaceae. Gene Ontology annotation, molecular function: DNA binding. Gene Ontology annotation, biological process: DNA-templated transcription initiation.
CCAACACGAUUGAACCACCGCCUCUCUCUUUCUUUUAUAAACCAAACCCUCGAAAAUCUUAUCAUCAAAACGAGACCCUCUCAAAAUCCAAAUCCUCUUCUCUCUUUCUCUCCUCUUAUAUAUAUACUCAAAACGAAAACCUAUAAAAGACUCUUGUUUUCAAACAUCCUCCCUCUUUUUCCCCUCUAUUUUCCCUCCAAAUUUUGUAGAUUUACUCCUUUAAAUACCCUAAUUUUUGUUUUGUUUUGUUUUUGUUUUUGUGAAAAAGUAGUUAAAUUUGAUUAGAUUUGGAUAAAAUUCGAUCUGUAUUUGUUUUGGGUAUUCUCUUCAUUUCCUCAAAAUUUUGUAUAUGUAAACUUUGAAAACCCUAAUUUUUUGAUACACAGAUUGGAUUUGAUUAGAUUUGGGUGAAAUUCGAUCUGGGUUUGGUUUUGCUUAUUUAGAGAAAAACCCAGAAUUUGUUUUGGGAAAAUUUGGGUUAUUUUGGGUAAUUUGGGUGAGGAACAAAUAAGAGAAUGGCAGAACAAGGUGGCUUGGAAGGGAGCCAACCUGUGGAUCUUUCCAAGCACCCAUCUGGCAUUGUUCCCACUCUUCAGAACAUUGUAUCAACUGUGAACUUAGAUUGCAAGUUGGAUCUUAAGCAAAUUGCACUGCAGGCGCGAAAUGCAGAAUACAAUCCCAAGCGUUUUGCUGCUGUCAUCAUGAGAAUCAGGGAACCAAAAACUACAGCUUUAAUUUUUGCCUCUGGGAAGAUGGUUUGCACUGGUGCUAAAAGUGAACAGCUGUCUAAACUGGCCGCAAGGAAGUAUGCCAGGAUUAUCCAAAAGCUUGGGUUUCCUGCUAAGUUUAAGGACUUCAAAAUUCAGAAUAUUGUUGGGUCCUGUGAUGUCAAAUUUCCUAUCAGACUUGAAGGUCUUGCUUACUCCCAUGGUGCCUUUUCAAGUUAUGAACCAGAACUCUUUCCCGGUCUGAUAUAUCGAAUGAAACAACCAAAGAUUGUGCUUCUUAUUUUUGUGUCAGGGAAGAUUGUGAUCACCGGAGCUAAGGUGAGAGAUGAGACAUACACAGCCUUUGAGAAUAUAUAUCCUGUCCUUACGGAGUUCAGGAAGAGCCAGCAAUGAUAUACCUUUGAAUGGGACUUCGACUUGGUUGUGGAUAGUUGGUUUUCCUCUGCCAUUGGUGUUUUGGAGUUGGAUUUUAAGUGUGAAUAUAUGAAGAAUGGGCAUUCACAACUGGCUUUUUGGCUAUGGUUGUUGCAUGGGGUCUUCUUUUUCCUUAAUUAGUAAUUUAGAAGGGAGAGCAAACUGAAAGAAACAUGUUCAGGUUUCCUGUUUCUGACAUUUUACUUUCAAUUACAAUAAAAGUUUUUUUAUUGC